UGCUGACAAACACUAGUAACAGUUUAACAGACCCCGCCUUUAUCGACGUCGUUUUCCCGGCCGAUUCAAUUUUUGAAUUUGGUUUGGCCAUAACCUUAGUUCACCAUCUCUCCCAAUUAUCAUCAUCUUCAUCACUCCAUUUUCGAUUAUUUCUUAAAUUUCAUCAAUGGCGAAUUCCGAUAUUACUUCCUCCAACGACUCCCUGAAGAAAGAGAAUUUGGCACUAACACAGUCUGCUAAACUUGCGGAACUAAGUGAAUCGAGGACAGAGUUGUUGAGUAGGAUCCAGGGCUUAAAGCAGGAUUUGCAAAAUUGGAGGUCUAAGUUAGAUAAUCAAGUUCAGAGCCAUCGGAAUGAGCUGGUAGAACUCAGGAAGUCUCUGAAUGUUGAAGUAGAUCAACUUCGAUCAGAAUUUCAAGAUCUUAGAACAACGCUGCAGCAACAGCAGGAGGAUGUGACUGCAAGUUUGAGAAAUUUGGGUCUGCAGGAUACAUCAAUGGAUGCUGGAAUAUUUGCACCCAAUCCCAUGGAUGCUGGAACCACUAUGGGUCAUGAAGUUAAUGAUGAAGGCAGUAAUGCUGAAAUUAAUGAAUCUGUUAGUUUAAAAGACGAAAUCAUUGCAGAAGAGUCUACAGGAAAUGGAAAUGGUACUGAUGUUCAUCUUUCCUCGUCAGAGAUUGGAGUGGACAUUGAGCAUUAAGUCAACUUACUUUCGAGAAUUUGGUAAAAAUUUAAAUGAACUCUGAAGGUGAUAUUAGUAUUCUUCAUAGCAUGUGUUCUACGUUUUUCUUUCAUGGUGACACUUUGUUGCCAUGCCAUAUCAGGACUCAGUAGCAAUGCCAUAUGAAUACUCAGUAACAUAUGUAAGUUGGCCGAUCCCAAGAUUUGUAACCUUUGUGAGUUUAUUGUGACUAUAGCUUGUAGCUUUAUUGUGUGACUUUUUGUAAUGUGGUAUCAUCCUUUAAUACUACUCAUAAUAGGCUUUUGGCUUUUACGCGAUUUAACUUCAAUUAUAAA
Chenopodium quinoa (quinoa) is the source of this 1017-nucleotide messenger RNA. RefSeq lists its product as uncharacterized. The record is from RefSeq and is a predicted model, not a curated record. Bases 167 to 700 code for a protein of 177 amino acids. Lineage: Eukaryota; Viridiplantae; Streptophyta; Magnoliopsida; Caryophyllales; Amaranthaceae. The transcript has 8 exons.